Molecule: messenger RNA, 1920 nt
Organism: Panicum hallii
Lineage: Eukaryota; Viridiplantae; Streptophyta; Magnoliopsida; Poales; Poaceae
Exons: 4
Coding region: 396-1580 (394 amino acids)
Source: RefSeq, a predicted model, not a curated record
GGCGCCAGGAGUCUGACCGCGACGAACAACACGUCAACACUUGCGCGCGGGCGGGCAGCGGAAGCCGGCAGCCGCGAAAGCAUCCUCUCCCAAAUCUUCCUCUCGUCCUCUUCGCGCACCCGAGAUCCUCCUCCUCCCCGCCUGCAGCGAUAGGGACCGAACCAAUAGAACCCCACGAAAUCCCGAGCUGAGGCGGCAGAGAACGCGUCGGCCAGGCUCGGAUCCCCCCUACAGAUCCGACCACCCCGCCCCGCCCUCGCCGGGGAUCUCGGAUCUCUCGCCGACCCGCCGGCGCGUUGCGGCCGGUGUGAUACCCCGUCUCCGCGGCGCGGCCGGAGUCGACGACGCGGUAACGACCUCGGUUCCCGCCGCGCUGCCAGGUUUGGCUCGUGCCCAUGGGCGCCCGCGGGCUCGCCGCGCUUGUCGUGCUCCUCCUCGCCGCGGCACUGCUCCCUAACCCUGCUUCGGGUUCGGAUAGGAGGAUUCUGGAAGGCGAGAAGCCCAGCUCCGGCGAGGACGCCCCUGCACCCACCGGUCCUGCAGGCGGAUCUCCAAAGGGCGAACCCCCGAAGGAAUCUGGGCACUCGUCGGCUGCGGGGCAGAAAAGCGAGAGCCACAGGCAUCAGAAUUUGCUGCCGCCGGCACCAUCACCACCAAAGGAUACCAAGGUACCUUCGGCAGAGAAGGGAAAGGAAGGGGGUGAGGCGCAGGCCUCUGCAUCACCGCCGCCGCCACCACCACCGGCAAAGGAGACUGAUUCACAUAAGGCCAGUCCUCCUCCAGGAGGUCCAGGAUCGAAUGGUGAAGGUGAAGUGAAUGGUGGGACGAACCCAGAGGACACAGGAAUUCAGGUGAAGGAGGAGGAGAUGAAUAAAAUGAAGGAGGUGAUGGAGAAGUGUGAUGCCUCACAUAAGUGCUCCUCCGGAAAGGAAUUCUCUGCUUGCCUGGUUUCUGAUAAUGCUUCAGUUGGGUCAUUUGCUAUUACUGUCCAGAAUGAAGGGCAGAAUGAGAUUAACGUUACUGUCAAAGAGCCGCCAAUUAUAGAUAUUGAUAAGAAGCCUCUACAUCUUGCCAAUGGUGCCUUUGGACAGAUCAGCAUAACAUAUAACAGUCCAGAUGGUUGGAAUAUUACUUUAGAUGGUGGAAAUGAGGACUGCUCUAUACAUGUCAGGCCGUCGGUAAAGAGGCAAUCGGUUUCUGAUUUGCAACAGCAGUUUCAAAUGUUUGCAGCCUAUGCAACACGUUUGAAUCCAAUAUAUGGAGCCUACAUUUUCGUGUUCACUGUUGUUUUGGUGGGCAUUGUGUGCGCCUGCUGUAAGUUUGCAAAGAGAAGAGGCAACGAUGGGGUCCCUUACCAGCAGCUUGAGAUGGGAGCUCAAGCACCAAACUCUGCAGUGGUGGACAACACGACAAGCACCACAGAUGGCUGGGAAGACGGCUGGGACGAUGACUGGGAUGAUGAAGAAGCACCUGCAAGACCAUCAGAUAAAAAACCUACUAGCAGUGUCUCAGCAAAUGGUCUGUCUUUGAGAUCACAGACCAAUAGCAAAGAUGGUUGGGAUGUUGAUUGGGAUGACUAAGCUCCUUGAACAGAACGUCAAAUGUACUUGUGAAGUGAGAAAGAAGAUAUACUUCCAUCUGAACAACUUGCAGGAAAGAAAGAUCCAACUAAACCUGUCACUGAAUUUUCUCAUGCUUGCCAAAGUGACCCAUAUCCUGGACGAGUGAAGGAUUGCCUCUCUUCAUACGGUUUGUACAAUAGUAUCCCAUUAUUACUUUUGCCUCUGAGCUGAUACACAAACCAUUAGCGGUACAAUUCUGAUUUUAUUUUCUGGUUGUAACACUAUAGCGCAGUUUCUUAGUAUAUGACCAAAACACACAUUUUGAUUCGUUGGAGGUAAUCAUUCUUUAUUGCACACA